AACGACAAUCAACUAAGUGUUUAAUUAAGUCAAUUCAUCCCAACUUUGAGGAAACAGUAGUAUUGGUUGUGGGAUGAAAUGUCAGUCAAUACAAGUACAUCCAUUAUCUCAUCUAAUGGUGUCCUCCGAUACUAUUUAUUUGAUUUUUGGCGUGAAAUGGGCGAUCACCGGACCGCUGACUACCCGCUCAUACGAGACGGCCCGUGGCUUAUGCUAACAAUUAUGACCAGUUAUUAUCUGUUUGUCCAUAAAAUAGGUCCGAGUUUUAUGAAAUCUCGCGAACCGUUUGAAUUGCGGUCAACGUUAUUGAUAUACAACAGUGCAAUGGUUGCGGCAAACGCUUACUUCUUCAUUCAGGCGCUUCAAUGGAUUAAAUACGGUUCAGCUUUGUUUGACUUUAGAUUUCCGACAAAAGAUGACCAUUCGGUGGCCAUUCAGCAACAGAUCUGGUCUUUCUAUUUGUAUUAUUGCACCAAAUUUGUCGACCUCUUAGACACCGUGUUCUUUGUUUUGCGCAAAAAGUAUUCACAGAUAACUACUCUUCACGUCUAUCAUCACACGGCUGUUCCCGUAUUGGGUUGGAUGACCUUCUGGUACCGGUUCAAUGUGCCGUCCAUAACCUUAUUUGCAUUACUCAAUUCAUUGGUCCAUAUGGUUAUGUACUCGUAUUACGCACUGUCAGCUCUGGGACCACGAAUCCAACCGUUUCUUUGGUGGAAACGAUACAUAACACAACUCCAGUUAUUGCAAUUCUGUGCGUUUGGAGCCUAUGGUACUCUCGUUAAGCUUCUCCAUCAGGGAACCUACCCGUCCUUUGCAUUUUGGACCGCAUAUUCACAAUCCAUACUAUUUUUCUAUAUGUUUAUUAAGUUUUAUUUCAAGUCUUACUGUAGUCGCAAAAGUGCUAAACUCGAUAAUAAAACACAAUAA
Molecule: messenger RNA, 930 nt
Organism: Oppia nitens
Lineage: Eukaryota; Metazoa; Arthropoda; Arachnida; Sarcoptiformes; Oppiidae
Product: elongation of very long chain fatty acids protein 4-like
Exons: 2
Coding region: 79-930 (283 amino acids)
Biological process (GO): fatty acid elongation, saturated fatty acid; fatty acid elongation, monounsaturated fatty acid; fatty acid elongation, polyunsaturated fatty acid
Cellular component (GO): endoplasmic reticulum membrane
Molecular function (GO): fatty acid elongase activity
Source: RefSeq, a predicted model, not a curated record